This is a messenger RNA of Nothoprocta perdicaria, 2245 nucleotides long. It is a transcript of the gene SPATS2, whose product is annotated as spermatogenesis associated serine rich 2. Gene Ontology annotation, molecular function: protein binding. The record is from RefSeq and is a predicted model, not a curated record. The transcript is spliced from 16 exons. Gene Ontology annotation, cellular component: cytoplasm. Bases 767 to 2245 code for a protein of 492 amino acids. Lineage: Eukaryota; Metazoa; Chordata; Aves; Tinamiformes; Tinamidae.
ACGGGGCCGCCCUCAGCGCCGCGGCCCGUUUUUCUCCCUGGAAAGGUGGCCCUGCAGCGUGGAAGGAGGCGGAUCCGUUGCCUGCUUCCCGAUUUUCCGGUGUGUGGGCGCUCGUCGGUGCCACUCGCGUUCCCCACGCCAGCGUUCCCUUCCCGGCAGAGGUUAAAGCAGCGCCCAAGAGAAGCUGGCGCCAAGAAGCCAUAAGUGCCCUUCACCAUAUAGGCGAAGCCUAAAUCGAGGUCCCUGCGAAGAGAGGUGGUUUCACGAAUGAAGGCAGUUAAUGCUGAGCGCUGAAGGCAGCAACGUGACAGUUUGUACUCACCUCCCACAUCAGGACUAUUUACAGAUGUGGUGGCUGCCGUCCCCGCUCUCGCUGGCUGCUUGAACCAGGAACACCACGAGUGCAGGGAAAACGCCUCGGGGGAACGCUACCACCUCCGGAGAAGCGGCCCCGGCGCAGCCUUCGCCGGGUAGAACCAGAGAAGUCCAACGCCGACUGCUGCAUUCGGGCUACAUGACAAGAAGUUGCUUUGCAGAAGAAGAAGCUCGAGUGCCCUGCUAUUAUCUCAGCCUAAUUCGGACAACUGCUGACCCUCUUUACCCUCUCAGCUGGGAUUUUGCCAUCCCCAAAGAGAUCUCUGCCAUUCCCUGCAUCGAUAGAAGGCGAUACAAGUUCUGAGUUACAACUGCCAGCUACAGCAUUCAAGGACGAGGGCCCUUUUGCCCCCUCUUCUCUAGAGCUGGGCUUUGGAGCAAGCGUGCUGAGAUGUCUAAAAAGCAAAAUCCAAAAGAUCCAUCCGGCUUUAUUUUUGAUGUGCAGUCCAACACUGUGAUGGCCCAGGGAGGAACCUUUGAAAACAUGAAGGAGAAGAUCAGCGCGGUGCGCGCCAUCGUCCCCAACAGGAGCAACAACGAGAUUGUGCUGGUGCUGCAGCAUUUUGACAACUGCGUGGACAAAACAGUGCAAGCCUUCAUGGAAGGCAACGCCAGUGAAGUGUUGAAAGAGUGGACUGUUACAGGCAAAAAAAAGAACAAGAAGAAGAAAAGCAAGCCGAAACCUCCAGCCGGAUCGAGCCCUGGCCUCCCAGACCCCAGUAAAUUGGUGUCCACUGAAGAGGAGCAGUCGGCCAACGCGGAGAAGGGUGGAAUUAACGGUUACCAUGUCAACGGCUGUGCCAACGACAUGGAAUCCGUGGACUCGCUCAGCGAAGGUUUGGAUGCACUUUCAAUUGAUGCCAGGGAGCUGGAGGAUUGUGAAUCUGCCGCGCCAGACAUGCCUGAGAGAACAGCAGUGCCUGAACUAGAGAAUGGAAUAGCAGACUUUGACCCAAAAUCGCUCAUCAUGCAUCCUUCCCAGAGCCCCUCGUCCCGCAGACAGCGGCCUGAGCAGAGGAGCACUAGCAGGUCUAUGGCCAGAGCAGCAGCAAGCGGCUCGACUCCCGCUUCCUUGGCCAUAACACGGCUGGAAGAUGUUCCCGUUUCACCUGCAAACAAGAAGUUAGGUUCAAAUAUUGAAAAAUCAGUGAAGGAUCUGCAGCGUUGCACCGUUUCGCUGGCCCGGUACCGCGUGGUGGUGAAAGAGGAAAUGGACGCUUCCAUUAAGAAGAUGAAGCAGGUCUUUGCUGAGCUGCAGAGCAGCCUUAUGGAUCGCGAGGUGGCCUUGCUGGCUGAGAUGGACAAAGUGAAAGCCGAAGCAAUGCAAAUCCUGGGGAGCCGGCAGAGGAAGGCGGAGGCGCUGCGGAAGCUGAGCGACGCGGCCACGCGCAUGUCGGAGGAGCAGCUGGUGGAGCUCAGGGCCGACAUCAAGCACUUUGUGAGCGAGCGCAAGUAUGACGAGGAGCUGGGCAGGGUGGCGCGGUUCACGUGCGACCUGGACGCGCUCAGGAAGAGCAUCGCCUCUUUCGGGCAAGUUUCCCACCCCAAGAACAGCUACUCGAGCAGGUCGCGCUGCGGCUCCGUGGCGGCCCCGAGCAGCCCCGGCGAGCCCUGCGCUCCCUGCGCCGCCGCGUCAGCCUCUGCCCCAAGCCUCAGCACGAAGCCCUUGGCCCCUGCAGCCGCCGCCGGCCGCUCUCCACAGCCGCAGCGAGAGGCCAAGCCAGCCCCGCGUCCCAGCCUCUCGCUCAUGCUGGCAAUGACGGCAGCCGCUGGGGCACAGGAGGCUGGGCCCCCAACCUGCCUCGUCAGUCCGGGUGGAGCCGGGGAAGUUUUGGGAAUCCACCGGGGCUGCCCCAGCUUGGAAAACUGA